This is a messenger RNA of Triticum dicoccoides, 2200 nucleotides long. RefSeq names its product S-type anion channel SLAH2-like. Gene Ontology annotation, molecular function: voltage-gated monoatomic anion channel activity. Gene Ontology annotation, cellular component: membrane. NCBI's taxonomy places the organism in Eukaryota, Viridiplantae, Streptophyta, Magnoliopsida, Poales, Poaceae. The coding region runs from base 82 to 1914 and encodes 610 amino acids. The record is from RefSeq and is a predicted model, not a curated record. The transcript is spliced from 2 exons. Gene Ontology annotation, biological process: transmembrane transport; intracellular monoatomic ion homeostasis.
CAACUCGCACGCGUCUUGAGGAGCUUGCUGGCUGCUCACGCGUCUUCAGCACAGCACAGAGAGAAAGAGAGAGUAGAUAGCAUGGCGUCCAGGGAGGUCAGAGUCCAGAUGGCGGGGGUACUGGACGGCAAGCCGAGGUGUGCUCCGUCCCCGGAAACGCUUCUCGUUCGUGUCCCCUCGCGGGCCACCGGCGGCGCGGCCGUGGUUUCUCACGCUGACACGCCGUGCUCUGUCUCCUUCAGCGUGCCGGGCUCGCCGUCGGGUCUCCACCUCGCGCAGCUUGGCAUGCCGCCGUGCGUCCGCGGAAACGGCGCCGACGUGGGCGCUACUCGGGUGCCGCCGAGCGAGUCGAAGGUCGAGCUGGUUCACCACCCAGCCGUGCCGCAGCUGCUGAAGCAGGCCCGGCACCACUCGCAGCCGUCCUUGGUGGUCAGAGUCGGCGGCGAGGUGCCGACGGUGCUGCGGAGCGACAGCACGCGGGAGCGAGACCGGCGGUUUGACCACUUCAAGACGUUCUCUGGCCGCCUUGAGCGCCAGCUCUCCAGCCUCCGCGGGGUGCCACAGGAUAUCGACGUCGAACAAGGUGCAGCGUCAAAGAUCUCAGAGGAGGACACAGACGAGGACGAUGAAGUGCCCACUGCCGACCGCUACUUCGCCGCGCUCGAAGGCCCCGAGCUUGAGACCCUUCGUUCGACAGAGGUGGCGGUGCUUCCUAAGGACGAGACAUGGCCGUUCCUGCUCCGGUUCCCCAUCAGCGCCUUUGGGAUGUGCCUUGGCGUGAGCAGCCAGGCCAUGCUCUGGAAGACCCUGCAGACGGAGCCUUCCACCAAGUUUCUUCACGUGCACCCGGUCGUCAACCACGUCCUCUGGUGGGUCUCCGUCGCACUCAUGGGGGUCGUCUCAAUCACCUACCUCUUGAAGAUCGUCUUCUACUUCGAGGCCGUCCACCGUGAGUUCCAUCACCCGGUGCGCGUCAACUUCUUCUUCGCGCCAUGGAUCGCCUGCCUCUUCCUCGUCAAGGGUUUGCCACAUCCGGUGUGGGAGAUCCACCACGCCGUCUGGUAUGUGUUCAUGGCUCCCAUCUUGUGCCUCGACCUUAAAAUCUACGGACAAUGGAUGUCUAGCGGCGAGCGACGCCUCUCUAAGGUGGCUAACCCAUCCAACCACCUUGCCGUCGUCGGCAACUUCGUCGGUGCGCUGCUAGGCGCCAGGAUGGGACUCCGGGAGCUGCCCAUCUUCUUCUUUGCUGUCGGGUUGGCCCACUAUGUCGUGCUCUUCGUCACUCUCUAUCAGCGGCUCCCGACCAACGUGCAACUCCCCAAGGAGCUCCACCCAGUGUUCUUCCUUUUCGUUGCCGCACCUAGCGUUGCAUCCAUGGCGUGGACAAGGAUCUCUGGCGAGUUCAACAAUGGUGCUAAGCUCCUUUACUUUGUCUCACUAUUCCUCUAUGUGUCGCUGGUGGUACGCGUCAACCUCUUUCGGGGGUUUAGGUUCUCCCUGUCAUGGUGGGCAUACACAUUCCCGAUGACGAGUGUGGCCUUGGCGACAGUGUUGUAUGCAUCGGAGGUAGACAACAUGCUGACACGGGCACUGGCAGUCGGAUUGUCAGGAAUCGCUGUUGUCACAGUCACCAGCGUCCUAGCCACCACCAUGUACCAUGCCUUCGUGCGCAAGGACCUCUUCCCCAACGACGUAUCCAUCGCCAUCACACGGCGAAGGCCCAAGUUUAGCAAGAUCCUCGCGCACCUUCGGUCGUCGAGCUCUGAUGUCAAGGAGCUUGUUCUCUCCAUCCCAAAUUUCAGUUCCAAUUCCAAGCAGGGCGCAUACUCCGAUGAUGCCGGCUCCAACUCCAUGAUGAGCGGGAGUGUCGGCGAGUCUCCAGUGGCGCACGGGCAUCGAAGAACAGAGUGUUAGACGGUCGGUGCAAGACAUGGUGCAUGUACGCACGGCUUGCUUAUGUUGAUUAGUAGUACUUGUAUAGAGUUCUUUAUAUUUUUUUCUUCAUUCUUUUUCUUCUUUGCGGACUUGCAGCACAUAGUUGCAAAUUAGGACUGCACUGACGUAACAUUUUUCCACCUUCAAGUUCACCGUGGAUUUACCUUUUCCACACAAGCUACUAGUACUAAGUACGUACAAGAAAGGUGUAAAUGAUGUACGUCCACAGGUGUUAGUCGAUGUGCAUUCACAUAUCCUUGUGUAA